Molecule: messenger RNA, 734 nt
Organism: Vanessa atalanta (red admiral)
Lineage: Eukaryota; Metazoa; Arthropoda; Insecta; Lepidoptera; Nymphalidae
Gene: mRpL36
Product: 54S ribosomal protein c83.06c, mitochondrial
Exons: 2
Coding region: 49-381 (110 amino acids)
Biological process (GO): translation; ribosome biogenesis
Cellular component (GO): ribosome; mitochondrial large ribosomal subunit
Molecular function (GO): structural constituent of ribosome
Source: RefSeq, a predicted model, not a curated record
UAAUUAUAUUAUAUAAAGUAUUUUUUCCGUAAUUACUCAUAAAGAAACAUGCAGCGAAUUAUUUCACUAGCUAAAACGGUAAUAACAACUCAAAUUCCAAGAAGUUUUAAUACAUUGACUACUAAUUCAAGCAUAUUACAAAAUGUAACAAAAGAAAAACUACUACCAACAAAUCUGCCACUAAUAAAUCAAGUUUGCGGUUUUAAAGUAAAAGGACUUGUAAGACGUCGUUGUAAAUCCUGCUACUUUGUAUCUAGACAAGAGAGACUUUAUAUUAUUUGUCCAGCGCAUCCUAGACAUAAACAGAUGGCAAGGAAACCAAAACCUCUAAAUACUUAUAUAUUAACUCAUGCUAGCCAAAGUAAAGUAAGGCCAUGGUAAUAAAGUAAAAUAUACAAUAUAAUAUAGAUUAAAAUAGGUUCUAAAAAUAUAUAUGGAGAAGUGCUUAGGAAAUAAAUAAUUAUUAAAAUGUACUUGACUUUUAAUCCAUAUCUUAACAAUAAAUAAAUAAUCAUUUUUUUUUAAUAAGUUUCACUUGUGGAAUUAUUUGUCAGCAUCUUUAGAUGUUAAUUUUAACCUUUCGCAGUAUUAAUAUUGUUAUUUUUCAAGAAAUAUAGAAUCAUAUUAUUAAGAAAAUUAUGUAAUGUAAUAGAUGUUGUAUCUGAAAGGAAAAAUUGGGUCUUGGAAACAUGGAAAGUUUUAUUAUAUUGAUUCUAAAAUAAAAAAAUUAAGUG